GGUUCCUUCGAGUUGUUGUUGCUUCUUCGAGUUGUUGUUGAUGCUUACGUCAGUUUCAGAGAGUUUAGAAAUACGCUAGCUUUAGUAGUUAGCUACUAAAGUUUAAACCUUUGCUGAUAUAGCAGGCACGCACAUCGAAUUAGUAUGAAGACAUUGCUGUAGUCUUCUCUCCUCCUCUGUCCGCUUCCCUAGACAUUCUGUGAGUUGUGCUAUGUUCAGGAAAACUGUCUGGAAGAAUACCGUGAGUGAUGCCGUUAGCUGGCACCAGGACGAGGCCCAGAACACGACCAUAUUCAUCCUGAAAGAGUAUGGUCCGACCGGAUUCCUACUCAAAGAGGAGGGGGAACCCAAAAACUUCAAAGUGUGCUUGGGAGACCCUCAUACAUGUACCUGUUCAACAUUCCACAAAGAGAGAGACCUCUGCAAACACAUCUGCUGGGUUUUAUUGCGGAAAUUCAGACUGCCUAGAGAACAUGAAUAUUGCUUCCAACAGGGCCUGGUUGAAAGGCAGAUCCUGGAGCUGCUACAGGGUUUACACAGGAGCAGAACCCCCCCGCCUGUAGACCCACCCUGCUCUGAGGCUGACCCUAACCCCAGACCAGACCCAGCUGAGGGGGACAGGGGGGUUAGACAGAAGGAGAUUGAAGCCGAGGAUGUGUGUCCCAUCUGUCAAGAGGAAUUGCUGGGGAAACGGCUGCCUGUGUCUUACUGCAGGUUUGGCUGUGGCAACAACGUCCAUAUCUCCUGUAUGAAGGUGUGGGCAGACCACCAGGCGCGUCCAGAGGGGGAAGCCAUGGUGAAGUGCCCGCUGUGCAGGGAGGACUUUGGGCCGGUCAAGCUGCUCCUGGAGCAGGUGAGGAAUGUGGCUAAGCUCCACACGGCUGCUGAGAGAGAGAGGCCCGACAGACACCUCGGGGUGCUCUGCAACAACUGCAGGGUCUGCCCCAUCACUGGCAAGUGCUUCAAGUGCACAGUCUGCCGUUACUAUCACCUUUGCGAGGACUGUAUAACAAGGUGCUGUCACCCUCAGCAUCAGUUUGCCAUACGUACGAAAAGGACUCAGAAGUGGCUGUCCUUGGGUCAGCGUGUGUUCAACACACUGGGUGAACCACAUGAGAUGACCACUCAGUCAGUGGGUGACAGCAUGAUUCCUGUUGAGAGUGACCCACUGCCAGAGCACGUGGUCAGGAGCCUCCCUUCGGUCAGGGUGAGGAGAGGCUGCCCCCUGCUGGACGCUGGGCAGCAGUGUAGGAUCUGCCUGAAGAGCUUCCAGCAAGGGCAGCAGGCCAGACACCUGCCCUGCCGUCACAAGUUCCACACAGACUGUGUCGACCCAUUGCUUCGGAGGUCCAACUCCUGUCCCCUGGAUGGAUACGUCAUCUACAACCCCCUAACAUGGAGCAGUGGUGGGGGGAAGUGUAGACCCAAGCCGGCCUCCUCCCCUGACCAUCCCAAGCUCACAGAGCAGCACAGACUGGAGCUGUUCGUCCCAGGAGUAGCUCUGCUGGAUAGGGCAGGCAGGGUGGUUCCCUCCAUAAGUAUGGUUAGCUCCGAGGGCUCAGCCGGUGCCCUGGUGCCUCUCCCUCAGGAUACUACGGUCAUCGGCUUACAAGGUCUACGCAUCAAUACAGUGAACAUUGAGAGCAUGGAGGGUGGAAAAAGCGGGACAGAGAAGGAUAGAACUCCUGUCAAAUCAGUAAUUCUUAAGAAGAGCCUUUCCUCCGAGCAUCUAAGGACAGACGUGUCUAGAGUGAGGUUGGGACGCUCCUCGACCAAGAGGUUGGCCCAAAACACUGCUACCUCAACUAACAGGCUGGGUGAGGUCUAUGGAGGGACGGGAAGGGCCCAGCAGAGUCUGUUUGUGGGUGUAAACAGGUCAGACAGGGACAUGACUGCUGCUGCUACUGCUGCUCAGCCCAGAGCUGUCAUCUCCCUGUGGAGAGCCAGGCCCCAGUGGAAGCUGAGACCCAGGGUGCCCCGGCCCAGACCAGUCACAGGAGACAGCCAGCAGGCCACAGGCCUGAUGAUGACAGGGGGACUGAUCAAUGCUCCACACCAGGGAGAAAAGGAGUAAGAGUUGGAUUUUAGAACAUAUUUUGGAACAGUUGUUCCAUCCAUUUUAUUCACUAAACAGAGCUUGUUUUAAAUAAAUGUCAAAAAGUGUUGAAAUAC
Molecule: messenger RNA, 2172 nt
Organism: Coregonus clupeaformis (lake whitefish)
Lineage: Eukaryota; Metazoa; Chordata; Actinopteri; Salmoniformes; Salmonidae
Gene: zswim2
Product: zinc finger, SWIM-type containing 2
Exons: 9
Coding region: 212-2074 (620 amino acids)
Molecular function (GO): ubiquitin protein ligase activity; zinc ion binding
Source: RefSeq, a predicted model, not a curated record